This is a messenger RNA of Jaminaea rosea, 540 nucleotides long. RefSeq lists its product as hypothetical. Lineage: Eukaryota; Fungi; Basidiomycota; Exobasidiomycetes; Microstromatales. Bases 37 to 312 code for a protein of 91 amino acids. The record is from RefSeq and is a predicted model, not a curated record. The transcript has a single exon.
CGAACGGUCUCUUCGCGUGAGAUGGUGGAGAGAAGGAUGAAGCGCACAUUCAUUGUGAGAAGCGGUCACGUCUCGAUCGUGCUUGCGCUCGUGUAUCCAGGGGUCGGAGUGGGAGUGAGAAAGCCAAAUCUCGCUACGAUGUCAUCACUUCGUCUCAACUACCUCAGUGGCGUCGCCAUAUCCAGCAGCACGAGCCACGCUGGCCUCAGUCGUCUUGCCCAUUCCCUCCUCGCCACCGCCACCGUCAAUCUCUCGCUUCUUCUGUGCGUCUCACAAGGUCAGCCAACUGGCUCUGGCAAACUUCUCCAAUAGGACAGGCAAGCACGCUUCACCUCUUCAGGAGGGCAACAUCCCUGCGGACAAGCUUCUCCACAGACUGGUCCAGGAUCCGUGCGUUUGCUGAUAUUUCGGACGAUGCCGGCUUGCUAACGAAGAGCAAAUUGUCAGACAUGAUGCGGAGCUGGCAGGGGUUGUGUUGCGUUGAGUGUGCAGUCCUUACCGCGAUAGUGUCCUUUUCCACAAGGUGCCCACCAGCCUAUG